UGGACAGCUACACUGAGUAGUCUGAUCCAUUACUUGAGGAUGUCACCGGGGUCUCUGUGCUGUGCACUGACCAUCCAGCAUUGAUUCCCUCCCUCUGACAUACAGAGAGAGGAUGCGCUGGCCGGGACACAGGGCUGAGGUAUAGCCAGGUUCAUCCUGUUGCUCAAUCCUCCUUAUAUGCCCCAAGGAUCCCUACACUACAGUCUGGGAACUCCUGCCGUGGCUCAUUUAAGGAACAGCUUGUGUACACCAUGUCUGAAGGUACAGGUGAUAACCUUUUUUCCAGGCCAGCAACUACUUCAUCGGUUAAGUAUUUAGCUUGUGCCAAAUGCCGCAUCUGGUCACAAGGACCCUCUGUGUUCCACGUGCAAGCCACCUGAUGCAGUUUCGGAAACGUCAGAACUCCGUCCUCAGGUAAGCCAAGCCUCCCAUGGGGACCCAUCAGGCCAGCCCCGGGACUCCACCCCCCUGGACCCCCAGCCUCCCCCAGAAUGGGCAUCUAAGCUUGCCGCCGGCAUUCCUAAAUUGGUGGAGUCCCAUGGCUAGAUAAGCCUCGGCCUAAGCCUCCAAAAUGUAGAGCCCCCUCUCCUUCCGAGGAUGAGUGUGAGGCGGAGUCCAUCACUACUUCAUCCCUGCCGCCUGACUCCGAGGAGGAUCCGGCUCUAUCUGAUGGUGAACUAUCUCACAGUUCCGACCCAGAGUAAGGGGAAUCCCCCCAAACUCUCCUCCGAGGCCAUUGAUUCCCUCAUUUCAGUAUUAGAGACCCUUCACUUAAAGGAGCCUGAACCUAGUUGCAGUACCUCCUUGUUUAAGCGCCGCAGCAGGUCAGCAGGUCCUCACCUUCCUUUCCUCUCUCAUGCUCAACUCGAGCAAAUUAUACAACAGGAAUGGUUCAAGCCAGAGGGAUGUUUCCAGGCUAAGCGCAGUUUUUCUCAAACUAUAUCCUUUUCCACAGGAACUAACGGAAAAGUGGACCUCCCCACCUUCAGUGGACGCGCCUGUCUCUCGACUAUCUAAGGGCACUGCUUUACCAGUUCCUGAUGCAGCCUCCUUCAAGGACUCCAUGGACAAGAAGCUUGAGGGCAUUCUAAGUUCCCUCUUCUCUGCUUCAGGUACCUCCCUUCGGCCUGUUCUAGACUCGGCUUGGGUAAGUAGAGCCGUCCAAACUUGGUCGGACGCCUUAUGCCGAGCGAUUGCCACAAGGGUCCCCCAUGAAGAACUUGCUCAUUUGGCCUCGCAAAUCAAGGAGGCUGACUACCUAUGUGAAGCCUCCCUCGAUGCGCUACAGGUGAUUAGCAGAACUUCAGCCGACUUGACUUGUCGGUAUCGGUUCGCAGAUCUCUCUGGAUGAAACUGCGGACUUGUCUUCAAAAAAGUCUCUCACGACACUCCACCACCUGCAGAGGACGCUUCAGUGGAAGGUCCAGGCCAUCCUGGCAGUCCCGCAAGUCCACGUCUGCAUUACUCACCCCUUCUUCCCUUCAGCGACUCAGCCGUAGGGGGGGGAGACUUUGCAGGUUUGCCGACUCCUGGAAGAAUCUGACUCAAGACGUCUGGGUACACGAGGUCGUGAGUCAGGGCUACCACCUAGAAUUCGCUUCUCUCCCGCCUUGCCGGUUCUUCAUGUCCAGAUAUCCUCAGGGGCAUCAAAAGGCUCAGGCGCUGCACGACGCGAUCGGCAAGCUUAUCCGUUCAGAGGUCAUCAUCCCUUUUCCGACUGAGGAGAGAUUCCGAGGCUAUUACUCAAACUUGUUUGUAGUUCCCAAGAAGGAUGGAUCUGUUCGGCCAAUCCUGGACCUCAAGGAACUCCAUACUUUCAUUCGACCGCGAAGGUUCAAGUUGGAAUCCCUCAGGUCUGUCAUUGCGGCCCCAAUUUUCUGUCCACAUCAGAGAUUCUUGCGAUUUGCCUUCCAAAAUCGCCACUUCCAACUCACAGACCUUCCCCUUGGCCUGAACUCGGCCCCUCGUGUCUUUACCAAGAUCAUGUCGGUGGCCACUGCUCUAAUCCGCACCAGGGGGAUCUCCAUAACUCCUUAUCUGGACGAUCUCCUGAUCAAGGCACCUUAAUUUGCAGUGGCCCAGCAGGCGUUGCACUUCACCAUGGUUCGAUUACAGGAGUUUGGUUGGUUCAUCAACCUGGACAAGUCCUCGUUAACCCCAAGCCAAUCCAUGGUCUUCCUCUGGAUGCAGUUCAACACCCAGAC
Xenopus laevis (African clawed frog) is the source of this 2204-nucleotide messenger RNA. RefSeq lists its product as uncharacterized. The record is from RefSeq and is a predicted model, not a curated record. Lineage: Eukaryota; Metazoa; Chordata; Amphibia; Anura; Pipidae. The coding region runs from base 1348 to 2067 and encodes 239 amino acids. The transcript has 2 exons.